This is a messenger RNA of Triplophysa dalaica, 8926 nucleotides long. It is a transcript of the gene scn1lab, whose product is annotated as sodium channel, voltage-gated, type I like, alpha b. The coding region runs from base 253 to 6243 and encodes 1996 amino acids. Gene Ontology annotation, biological process: membrane depolarization during action potential; sodium ion transmembrane transport; neuronal action potential. The transcript is spliced from 27 exons. NCBI's taxonomy places the organism in Eukaryota, Metazoa, Chordata, Actinopteri, Cypriniformes, Nemacheilidae. Gene Ontology annotation, cellular component: plasma membrane; axon; voltage-gated sodium channel complex. Gene Ontology annotation, molecular function: voltage-gated sodium channel activity; protein binding. The record is from RefSeq and is a predicted model, not a curated record.
GCGACUAUCAUCCGUGAUAUUUGGGGACACAAACUGACAGCUGCGAACGCCCAAUGGAUACAAACACCAUCGCCGCGUCUUCUUAACCUGGUCGACUUUUAAUGGGAGAAAAGCGCAACGAGUGAAGUUAAAGAGAGAAAAAAGAAGUUAUUGGAAAUUAUCGCGUCUUCCAGGUUCGAACCUGACGGGCAUCGCUAUGCUCCCAGAGUGACCUGACAUCAGCUGGUGCAGCUACCAGAGCAGGAUGUCAAUAUGGCUGCUCAGCUUCUCGUUCCAUCCGGACCCGACAGCUUCCGGCCCUUCCUGCCCGAGUCUCUCGCUGCUAUCGAGCAUCGCAUCGCAGAGGAGGCAGCCCAACGGCCCAAAGGCGAGAGACGGACCAAUGAUGAUGACGAAAACGGGCCCAAACCCAACAGCGAUCUGGAGGCGGGCAAGUCCCUGCCCUUUAUCUACGGAGACGUUCCCUCCGAGUUUGUGUCCGUCCCGCUGGAGGACCUGGACACUUACUACAGCAACCAAAAAACCUUUAUAGUAUUGAAUCGCGGGAAAACAAUAUUCCGCUUUAACGCUACGCCGGCUGUGUACAUUUUGAGCCCCUUCAAUCCUUUGAGGAGAAUCUCUAUCAAGAUCCUGGUGCAUGCGAUGUUCAGUUUUGUGAUCAUGUGCACAAUCUUGACCAACUGCGCCUUCAUGACCCUCAGCAAUCCCCCAGAAUGGGCCAAGAAUGUGGAGUACACAUUCACAGGGAUCUACACCUUCGAGUCUCUCAUUAAGAUCCUGGCGCGGGGCUUCUGCGUGGGGAAGUUCACUUUCCUGCGGGACCCCUGGAACUGGCUGGAUUUCAGCGUCAUCCUGAUGGCGUAUGUAACUGAGUUUGUAAACCUAGGCAAUGUGUCAGCUCUCCGCACUUUCAGAGUGCUCAGAGCUUUGAAAACUAUCUCGGUCAUCCCAGGGCUGAAGACCAUCGUUGGCGCUCUGAUCCAGUCGGUGAAGAAGCUGUCAGACGUGAUGAUCCUGACGGUCUUCUGUCUGAGCGUGUUUGCUCUGAUCGGACUGCAGCUCUUCAUGGGAAACUUGAGGCAAAAGUGCGUCAGAAGGCCAGGGGGCAAUGUCACGGAAAACACCACAGCGUUAUUAAACUUCAGCUCAGAGCUGCAUAACUACACCUUCAACUGGACGGUUUACAUCAGCGAUAGCAACAAUUAUUAUUACCUCCCCGGCCGCAGAGAUGCUUUGCUGUGUGGUAAUUCAAGCGAUGCAGGACAGUGUCCAGAGGGCUACGAUUGUAUAAAAGCUGGUCGUAAUCCUGACUAUGGCUACACAAGCUUCGAUUCGUUCAGCUGGGCCUUUCUUUCACUCUUCAGACUCAUGACACAAGACUUCUGGGAAAAUCUCUACCAGCAGACCCUACGUGCAGCUGGAAAGCCCUACAUGGUGUUUUUUGUGCUGGUUAUCUUCCUGGGCUCUUUCUAUCUGGUGAAUCUCAUUCUGGCUGUGGUGGCCAUGGCGUACGAUGAGCAAAACCAGGCCACUAUAGAGGAGGCCCAGCAGAAGGAGGAGGAGUUUCAAGCCAUGUUAGAACAGUUAAAGAGACAACAGGAGGAGGCACAGGUUGCCGUGGCAGCAGCAACAGAGAGUGGGGAGUACAGCGGGAGGGGGGUUCUGUCGGAGGAGAGCUCCUCCGGUGGGUCCAGAGUCAGCUCCAAGAGCGCAAAAGAGCGACGGAACCGAAGGAAGAAGAGAAAACAGAGAGAGGAGGAAGAGAAAGCCGACCAGGAGAAGUUUCAUAAGUCUGCGUCAGAGGACAGCAUCAGACGGCCCGGCUUUCGCUUCUCUAUGGAUGCUAACCGGCUCUCCUAUGAGAAGAAAUGCUCAACUCCAAACCAGUCGCUCCUCAGCAUCCGCGGUUCUCUUUUCUCCCCGAGGAGAAACAGCCGUGCGAGUCUGUUCAGUUUCCGCGGCCGGGCGCGAGACUUCGGCUCGGAGAACGAUUUCGCAGAUGACGAGCACAGCACCUUCGAGGACAGCGACAGUCGACGCGGAUCGCUCUUUGUACCUCGAUGCAUGGAGAGGCGGAGCUCCGUUGUCAGUCACUGCAGCCUCGCCCCCCGGAUCAUGCUGCCGGCCAAUGGAAAGAUGCACUGUACCGUCGACUGCAACGGCGUGGUGUCUCUGGUGGGUGGCACGUCUGUGCCAACAUCACCGAUCGGCCGCUUGUUACCAGAGGGCACGACCACAGAGUCUGAAGCUCGUAAGAAACGUUCAGGAUCACACCAGCUGUCGGAUUAUCUAGAUGAAACUGUCGCCAGAAAGAGAGCUAUGAGCGUGGCCAGCAUUCUGACCAACACUAUGGAAGAGCUGGAGGAGUCGAGACAGAAGUGUCCUCCCUGCUGGUAUAAGUUUGCGAACAGUGUUUUGAUCUGGGACUGCAAUCCGAAGUGGCUUAAGGUGAAGGAGAUUGUCAAUAUGAUCGUGAUGGAUCCAUUCAUAGACCUGGCCAUAACCAUCUGUAUUGUCCUCAACACUCUCUUCAUGGCGAUGGAGCAUUAUCCCAUGACAAAAGAGUUCAAUGAUGUCCUGUCUGCGGGAAACUUGGUGUUCACUGGGAUCUUCACAGCUGAGAUGUGUCUGAAGCUGAUAGCUCUCGACCCGUAUUAUUACUUCCAGCAGGGCUGGAACAUCUUUGACGGUAUCAUCGUGAGUCUGAGUCUCAUGGAGUUGGGCCUGGCCAACGUGGAGGGACUUUCUGUGUUGCGUUCUUUUAGAUUGUUACGAGUCUUUAAAUUAGCAAAGUCGUGGCCCACUCUUAACAUGCUGAUAAAGAUCAUCGGUAACUCAGUCGGUGCUUUGGGGAACCUGACCCUCGUCCUGGCCAUCAUCGUCUUCAUCUUCGCUGUGGUGGGGAUGCAGCUGUUUGGAAAGAGCUACCGUGAAUGCGUCUGUAAGAUCUCGAAGGACUGCGUGCUGCCGCGCUGGCACAUGGACGACUUCUUUCACUCCUUCCUGAUCGUGUUCCGGGUGCUAUGCGGCGAAUGGAUCGAGACUAUGUGGGACUGUAUGGAAGUGGCUGGACAGUCCAUGUGUCUCAUUGUUUUCAUGAUGGUCAUGGUCAUUGGAAAUCUGGUGGUGUUGAACCUCUUCCUGGCCUUGCUCCUGAGCUCUUUCAGCGCCGACAAUCUGGCGGCCACGGACGAUGACAGCGAAAUGAACAACCUGCAGAUCGCCGUGGGCAGAAUACACAAAGGCAUCGCGCUGAUCAAAUCCGCUCUCCGGCACUUCCUCCAGCAUCUCUGCCUAUCUGCCGCCAAACCUGGCGCCUUGAAUGAGGAGAAGCCCCUGGACGACCUCCACGUCGACACCAAAGAGAACUGCCUCUCCAACCACGCUCCGGUGGUCGUCGACCUCACCAAAGACUAUCUGAAGGGAGUCUCCCCCGGCAACGGGGUGGACGGUCACGUGAAGUAUGGAAUGGAGGAAGGCGACUACAUGUCGUUCAUACACAAUCCCAGCCUGACAGUUACCGUGCCCAUAGCAGUGGGAGAGUCUGACUUUGAGAAUCUCAACACGGAAGAUUUCAGCAGCGAUUCGUCGGACGUGGAGGGCAGUAAAGAGAAGCUGCCGAUCGACACCGUUCUCAGUUCCUCAGAAGGAAGCACAGUUGAUAUCCGGCCUCCCGGAGAGGGGGCGGAGUCUGUCGAGUUGGAGCCGGAGGAGUCCAUGGACCCUGAGGCCUGUUUUACCGGAGGCUGCGUGAUGAGAUUUCAGUGCUGUCAGGUGAAUGUAGAGAAGGGAAACUGGAAAACUUGGUGGAACCUGAGGAAAACCUGCUUCAUCAUUGUGGAGCACAACUGGUUUGAGUCCUUCAUCAUCUUCAUGAUUUUACUCAGCAGUGGAGCCCUGGCCUUUGAGGACAUUUACAUCGAGCAGCGCAAGACGGUCAAGACGGUGUUGGAGUUCGCCGAUAAAGUCUUCACGUACAUCUUUAUUUUGGAGAUGCUUCUAAAGUGGGUCGCGUACGGCUUCGUCAAAUAUUUCACCAACGCCUGGUGCUGGCUGGACUUUCUGAUCGUUGAUGUGUCGCUGGUGAGUCUGGUAGCGAAUGCUCUUGGUUACUCUGAACUAACUGCCAUUAAGUCCCUGAGAACACUACGUGCUCUUAGACCUCUGAGAGCUUUAUCACGCUUCGAGGGAAUGAGGGUUGUGGUGAACGCUCUGCUGGGAGCCAUUCCUUCCAUCAUGAACGUGCUGCUGGUGUGUCUGAUCUUCUGGUUGAUCUUCAGCAUCAUGGGGGUGAAUCUUUUCGCUGGGAAAUACUACCACUGCAUCAAUAUUACCAGUGAUGAGAUGUUUCCCAUCGACGUGGUCAACAACAAAUCCGACUGCAUGGCCCUGAUCGCAAACAAUGAAUCAGCACACUGGAAAAACGUGAAGAUUAAUUUCGAUAAUGUGGGAGCCGGAUACCUGGCACUACUGCAAGUGGCCACGUUUAAAGGAUGGAUGGACAUUAUGUAUGCGGCCGUGGACUCUCGCAAUUUGGAGCAACAGCCGGAAUAUGAAAAAAACCUUUACAUGUACCUGUACUUCGUCAUCUUUAUCAUCUUCGGCUCUUUCUUCACUCUCAAUCUCUUCAUUGGUGUCAUCAUCGAUAACUUUAACCAGCAGAAGAAGAAGCUUGGAGGUCAGGACAUCUUCAUGACAGAAGAGCAGAAGAAAUAUUACAAUGCCAUGAAGAAGCUUGGAUCAAAGAAGCCCCAGAAGCCCAUUCCCAGACCUGCGAACAAGUUUCAAGGUCUGGUCUUUGACUUCAUCACCAAACAAGCCUUCGACAUUGUCAUCAUGAUCCUGAUCUGCUUGAACAUGGUGACCAUGAUGGUGGAAACAGAUGACCAAACGAAGGAGAUGGAUGAAAUCUUGUACUGGAUAAACUUGGUUUUCAUCAUCCUCUUCACUGGAGAAUGCAUUCUCAAGAUGAUCUCCCUGCGGCAGUACUACUUCACCAUCGGCUGGAACGUCUUCGAUUUUGUUGUGGUGAUUCUGUCAAUUGUUGGCAUGUUCCUCUCCGACAUUAUCGAGAAAUACUUUGUAUCGCCAACGUUAUUCCGAGUCAUUCGGCUGGCCAGAAUCGGACGCAUUCUUCGUCUCAUCAAAGGAGCCAAAGGCAUUCGUACUCUUCUGUUUGCCUUGAUGAUGUCACUUCCUGCCUUGUUCAACAUUGGCCUUCUCCUCUUCCUGGUCAUGUUUAUCUAUGCCAUCUUCGGAAUGUCUAACUUCGCCUACGUGAAGCGGGAGGCGGGGAUCGACGACAUGUUUAACUUCGAGACCUUCGGGAACUCUAUGCUCUGCUUGUUCCAGAUCACCACCUCCGCGGGAUGGGACGGUCUCCUGGCACCCAUUCUGAACAAACAGGCUCCCGAAUGCGACAGUGAAACAGAGCACCCGGGCAGCAUUUACCGCGGCGACUGUGGUAACCCUUCGGUCGGCAUCUUCUUCUUCGUGAGCUACAUCAUAAUCUGCUUCUUGAUCGUGGUGAACAUGUACAUCGCAGUGAUCCUGGAGAACUUCAGUGUGGCCACCGAGGAGAGCGCCGAGCCGCUCAGCGAGGACGACUUUGAGAUGUUCUAUGAAGUCUGGGAGCGCUUCGACCCCAACGCCACGCAGUUCGUGGAGUACCACAAGCUGUCCGACUUCGCAGACGUUCUGGACCCUCCCUUGCGCAUCCCGAAACCCAACAAGAUCCAGCUGAUAGCCAUGGACCUGCCCAUGGUGAGCGGCGAUCGAAUCCACUGCCUGGACAUCCUGUUUGCCUUCACGCUGAGGGUCCUGGGCGAGGAGGGUGAGAUGGAUGCCCUGAGAGGACAGAUGGAGGAUCGAUUCAUGGCCUCCAAUCCGUCGAAAGUCUCUUACGAGCCCAUCACCACGACCCUUCGGCGCAAACACGAGGAGAUGUCUGUCAUCAUCAUACAGAGGGCCUUCCGACGCUACCGCAUAAGGCAGACUGUAAAGAAGGCCGUGGAAGCGUAUCGCCAACGGCUGAAGGACGGAGUAGCGGCCAUCCCGGAGAAGGAGGUGCUCGUCAUCGGAAAGUUUCACGAGAACUCGACGUCAGACAAAACGGACAUGACUCCGUCCUCCGCCUCUCCGCCAUCCUACAACAGCGUGGCCAAAUCGGAAAAGGACAAAUAUGAAAAGGAAAGGAGAGAGAAAGAGGACAAAGCAAAUGACGCGAGGGACAGAAAAAAAUGAGCGAUGGACUGUUUAUUUUUUCAAUUAAGAGACACUGUUUACAGGGCAGAUAGAGAGCAGCGGGUGUGGUUCACCUCCAACGGUUUUGGAACUAAUGCCAAACUGAGCGUGUGUGUGGGGCUGAGUUUGUUUGUUUGUGUGUGUGUGAGUGUGUGUGUUUUUUUGUGUGCGUCCGUGCACCGAGCUAGCCUUAGGGUGCGUCCAUGGAAAGCGUUCAUUUUAGAACAGUGCCAGCGUCAACGCGACAAACACGCAUGCGCGCUUAAAAGUGUAUGACUGUUGUAUCCCUGAGGAAAGAAAGUGGCAAGCGUGGCGCCUGAGUUCGUCUUUUAGUUUCGAGUGUUGUCAAACAAUCAUGAGGACUGAGAGGAACUGUUAUAGUCAUGGGUAGCUAGCGCUAACCGCUACCACUGGUGUCUUUCUUAAUGAAUGGCGUAUUAUAUACCUGCACAUUUUUGUUAGCUCAUUUUUUAUCAUGUUGAACUUUUCUACUCAUGGGUUUGAUUGUCUGAACUACUUCAUUAAAGGCCACGUCUGUAAUGGGGCGAUCAUCAGGUGGGGGCGAACGGAAAACAUUGCCCCGGGCCAGUGAGGAGGUGGGCAGCCAAAUGCAUAUUUAUACUGCUGGAAGGCUCAGAGAUUACAUAUUUUUGUAUGCAAAACCCGGAAGCGAGUUAGCAUUUGAGGAGUUACGGUUCCAUCGCUUUAAAGUAUGUGGGGGUUUUUAAUGGGUUUUGGGAAAUCCCUUCGAAAUAAGGUCUGUGGUAAACAAUACCACAAAAUCUUUUCACAUUUCUAUAAAAUAAAACACACAAAUUAUAACCCACUUGUGAUUUUUUAAAGCCAUAUUGUGUCUUAAAAACAGCGAUUGCUGACAAGUUGCUAAAAGCGAAUACUUAUUUUGGCGUGGACGUUAGACGUCAUCACACCUAUAAAGCUCACAAAUAAUGCAACAUGGGCACACAUAUUUUUAAUUGUAGAUGUGGAUUAAUUCAUAGAGUAGUUACUUACCAGGGAACACAUUUUUAAUAAUGUUUGAAAGUGUAAUCUGUUUAUAGCAUCAUGUUAGCUUUUUACUUCUGCCGAUUGUAUUUCGGCUUCAAACGUUACAAAUGUUGUAUUAAUUCGUGAAGAUUAUCUAGAUUACCGAAACGUAUGAACAUUUAAUAAUCACGGAGCAUAUAUUUGGCGAUCUUCCAAAAGUCUAUUUGGAAAAUGCAUAGGCUUCCAGUCGAGGGAAGUAGCGUGGCACUUACUUCCGGGUUAGCCUACAAAAAUACGUCAUCUCUGAGGUACUGGAGCGGGAGCCCUGUUAUAAAUCGGGCCCCAUUAAUUCAAGGGGGGCCCCAGUCAUUAGCGCACCUGUGAUGGGACCACGUUUAUUUAGCGCUAGCGAAUGCCGAACAAAAUCACACGUAUACAUUAGCAUCCCAAGCGUAGAAAAUCAAUCGACUGUACAAAUCAGGAUUUUCACUAACAGAAUGUUUUUUUUGUUAUUGUUAGUCAAUGAAGCUCUGCAUUGCCUUACUGAACACGAACAAGAAAAUGGUCUGAUCAAACAUAAUAUUUUACUGCCAAACUUAACCACUCAGACUUUUAACUUGGUAACCACAGAUGAAGGGAAUCGCAGGGCAUCCAUCCACCCCUCAAAGCAGACGUUUAGAAUCCCGAAUGUAUACGCUGAUAACCGUAACCGGAAGUGAUGUAACCCUACUGAAUGUCUAUGUACCAGAUAUGUCUCACCUCAUUAAUUUUGAACAAAUGCUUAUAUAUAUAUAUAUAUAUACAUAUGAAUAUAAAUAUAUACAUCUUCCGAGUUUGAAAGCGUACCGUGCAUAGGUGCAGGUCAUCCAAUCAGCGGAUCUCUGCUGAAGAACAAUUUCCUUUGUUUUGAGGUUCAAUGUCUCACACAAAGAGUUGGGUUGAUGACAUGAGCUCUUCUGGUUAUCUAGUAGUGGUGGUUUUGUAUAUAUAUGUACUGGCACGCUGUAUCUCACCUCUGUACCCGACUCUGUAGAGGAGCACUUUUACAUGCCACUUAAAACUGUCAUCUGGAUGCCUGUAAUUUGUGUGUGUGUGUGAGCGAGAGAGAGAGAGAGAGAGAGAGAGAGAGAGAGAGAUGAAGAGUUUGAAAAAUAAAGAUGAGAGAGUAUUCAUGAGAGAGAGAGAGAGAGAGAGAGAGAGAGAGAGAGAGAGAGAGAGAGAGACAUGUGUUUUGACCGUAUGUACCGGGGCCACCGUCGAUGUGCUUUAUUCAUCCUUUUUAUUGUUUAUAUUGUAAAUAGUAGCUUCAAGCUCAUGUUCUUUUGUUUUGUUCUUUUUUAUUGACUUACUUUGUUUACAUUUUUUUGCACAGCGCUACAUGUGAGGGCCGGCUCCUGGUUUUAAAUGUACAUAAAAAUUUAUGAAGCAAUCAGUGGUCGUCAUAUUUCCUUCGUAGUGUGGUAGUAAACUGCAUGCACUAUAUUAACCAACCACAUGGUGACGUUAUUUUAAGCCAAAAUAAUAAAUAUCAUAUCUUUUGUACCAAAGUUUUAACUUGUUAUAUUCGUUUUGACGCGUACGUAUCUCGAAUUUGCGGAACUGUAUCAUUUACACGGAGAGCAAUUUCUUUUUGCGUUACUUAAAAUGUUUAUGAUUUUUUUUGAAUGUGCAAAAAUGAACUUCUGUCCUCUAGAGCAGA